This is a messenger RNA of Pistacia vera, 585 nucleotides long. RefSeq names its product kinesin-like protein KIN-12B. Bases 63 to 467 code for a protein of 134 amino acids. The transcript is spliced from 4 exons. Gene Ontology annotation, biological process: microtubule-based movement. Gene Ontology annotation, molecular function: microtubule motor activity; microtubule binding; ATP binding. The record is from RefSeq and is a predicted model, not a curated record. NCBI's taxonomy places the organism in Eukaryota, Viridiplantae, Streptophyta, Magnoliopsida, Sapindales, Anacardiaceae.
UGUCUCCCCUCAAUAUCUGAUUUUAAUAUGUUUGAUUUGUUAAUUUUUCUUGCAUUAAAUUUAUGAUCAGUGCUUUUAUGAUGCAGGGAUUGUCAAACAGGAGGACAGGUGCAACUAGUAUAAAUGCAGAAAGCUCACGCUCACAUAGUGUUUUCACUUGUGUUGUUGAAUCUCGAUGCAAGAGCAAGGCAGAUGGUAUAAGCAGGUUUAAAACAAGUAGAAUAAAUCUUGUCGAUCUAGCUGGGUCAGAAAGACAGAAGUUAGCUGGUGCUGCCGGGGAACACUUGAAAGAAGCUGGAAAUAUUAUUCGUUCUCUCUCACAGCUUGGGUACGUUUCACAUGCCUUUUGUUUUUUUCUUUUUCAUGAUGAUGAGAAUUUGAGGUUUGCAGCAACAUGGGUCUUCGUUAUAGUUCACUUGAUUCAACAUCUGUACUUUAUAAGCUUCACUGCUUUGGGGUUCUCUUAAAUAGUCGAACAAAUAAUUCCUAUGUCCUCAUUAAAGACAGAGAUGCCCUCAUCUCCAAUCUUGUUGUAGGCCUUCAUUUGCCAAGGUCAUUUUCUAUGAGUAAGACUGGAUUCCCCAC